ACAAAGGGAUUUUAGGAUUAUUUACGGGUCAACUCAAAAGACAUUAUGAUUUACGCAAUUGAUAAGAAAAAUAAUUCAAUAACACAGUGAGCGACUAGGAAAAUUAUUGAUUUUAAAAAUGGGGCGGAAAGCGAAGUGCAAAUCGACAGCCAGGUUGGAUGGAAAAACGGCGAUAGUGACAGGGGCAAAUACUGGAAUUGGUUUCGAAACGGUCAAGGAACUGUUGCUUCGAGGCGCGCGUGUCAUUAUGGCAAACCGGAAUUUGGAGCUCUCGGAAAAAGCGUUGGAAAAACUGCAGGCGGACAUUCCCAGUUGCGAUUUACAUUUUGUGAAGCUCGAUUUGUCCUCUUUGCAAUCGGUCAAAUCUUGUGCAGAGGAAAUUCUCAGUACCGAGGCCAGAAUUCAUUUGCUCAUCAAUAACGCAGGUGUUUACGCGUGUCCAUACACUUUGACCGAGGAUGACAAUGAAAUGCAAUUCCAAACUAACCACCUUGGACACUUCCUACUAACCCUUCUUCUACUCCCUGUGAUCCAAGCAAGUGCCCCGUCUAGAAUAAUCAAUGUAUCAAGUGGCCUUCACUGGCUUGGAAAAAUCAAUUACAACGACAUGAAGAUGAGAAAGUCGUACAAGCCAACAAAGGCCUACAACCGGAGCAAACUUUGCAACAUUCUUUUCACCUUAGAGCUUAUUCAACGCUUAAAAGGUUCAGAGGUCGUGGCUUAUGCAGUUCAUCCCGGUCUCGUUUCAACGGAAGCAACGAGGCAUUUAAAGGGCGUUCAGGCAAGUCUUCAAAAGAGAAUCGAGUGGGCCAAAUUGACAGCUAAUGAAGGGGCGCAAACCACCCUUCACUGCGUCUUGGACAAAAAGCUGACGGUGCAGAACGGACUCUAUUAUAGCGAAUGCUCCAAAGCUGCCACGUCCUGCAGAGCCAAAAAUAAGGAAAGUGCAGAAAAAUUGUGGAGGUACAGCGAAGAGCGCGUCUCCAGAUUUUUAUAUUAAUCCAUCAUCAAAUUAUAAUUUUUAUUAUGUUGUGUUUUUAAAUUUGACGAAUAAAAAUUUCCUCGAAUAUAAAAUUG
Molecule: messenger RNA, 1077 nt
Organism: Neocloeon triangulifer
Lineage: Eukaryota; Metazoa; Arthropoda; Insecta; Ephemeroptera; Baetidae
Product: retinol dehydrogenase 12-like
Exons: 6
Coding region: 119-1000 (293 amino acids)
Source: RefSeq, a predicted model, not a curated record